AGACUUUUCACUUCCUCCAUGUAUAAGUUUUCUUCCACAUCUAUUUUCUGCACUUACUUAAAUUCCUUGUUAAUCUAUUACAGUCUUCUUCAAGAUUUUCAGCCGAGAAAAUUAAUAAUGACAGAAGAUAACCAUGCAAUUGGGAUAGAUCUGGGGACAACUUAUUCGUGCGUGGCAGCGUGGCAGGCUGAUCAUGUAGAAAUCCUGGUGAACGAUCACGGCAACAGAACAACUCGAUCUUAUGUUACAUUCACUGAUAGUAAGAGGUUGGUAGGAGAUGAAGCAUUUAACCAAGUCGGGAGGUUCCCCGCCAACUCAAUCUUCGAUGCAAAGCGGUUAAUUGGUAGGAGAUUUAGUGAAGAAACUGUUCAAAAUGAUGUCAAGUGCUGGCCCUUCAAGGUCAUUGAAGGUCCUGCAGACAAGCCCUUGAUUGUGGUUAACCACAAGGGUGAAGAGAAAAAAUUUGCUGCUGAAGACAUCUCUUCCAUGGUUUUGGCAAAGAUGCGGGAGAUUGCCGAGUCCUACCUUUGCUCAAAAAUUUCUGCAAAAAAUGCAGUUAUCACUGUCCCCUCUUACUUCAACGACUCACAGCGCCAGGCUACAAUAGAGGCUGGCAAACUAGCGGGCUUAAAUGUGCUGCGUAUUAUCAACGAACCAACUGCUGCAGCCAUCGCUUAUGGAAUCGACAAGAAGGCUGGUUGGUUUAACAAGAGAAAUGUGAUGAUAUUUGAUUGGGGUGGUGGUACGUUGGAUGUGUCACUACUUACCAUAGGCCAUGGUGUCUUUGACGUGAAGGCAACUGCCGGAGACACUCACCUUGGCGGUGAAGACUUGGAUAACAGAAUGGUGAAUUACUGCGUCGAAGAAUUCAAGACAAAACAGAACGUGGACAUUGGUGGAGACGCCAAAGCUCUUCGGAAGGCCAAAACUGCGUGUGAGAAAGCAAAGAAGGCACUUUCGUUUUCCUUUGACACUGAUAUUGAAAUUGACUCUUGGUAUAAGGGUGAAGAUUUUCAUACAACUUUUACCCGCGACAAAUUCGAAGAACUGAACAUGGACAUCUUCAACAAGUGCAUGGAGCCUGUUAACAAGUGUUUGGAGGAUGCCAAAAUGGACAUAAGCGAGGUCGAUGACGUUGUUCUUGUUGGUGGGUCUUCUAGAAUCCCCAGGGUUCAAGAGCUAUUGCAGGGGGUUUUCAAGGGUAAGGAGUUGUGCAAGAGUAUUAAUCCCGAUGAGGCCGUGGCGUAUGGAGCCGCUGUUCAAGCCUCAGCCUUGAGUGGGAAUGUAACCGGAAAGCUUCAAGACUUCACUCUCUUAGAUGGUGAAAAAAAAGAAGAGUACGCAAUCGGGAUCGAUCUGGGGACAACCUAUUCCCGCGUAGCAGUGUGGGACAAGGAUCAUGUAGAGGUUAUACUGAACGAUCACGGGAACAGGAAGAGUGCAUCUUACGUUGCCUUCACUGAAACUGAUGAGACUAAUUUGGUAGGUGAUGCAGCAUUUAACCAAGUCGUCAGAAACACAGCCAACUCCAUCUUUGAUACAAAGAGGUUAAUCGGUAGGAGAUUCAGUGACGCCUCUGUUCAAAGUGAUGUGAAGCUCUGGCCAUUCAAGGUCAUUGAAGGUCCAGGUGACAAGCCCGUGAUUGUGGUCACCCACAAUGGCCAAGAGAAACAAUGUUCUGCUGAAGAUAUAUCAUCCAUGGUUCUGGAAAAGAUGAGGAAGAUUGCCGAGACCUACUUGCGCUCAACUGUGAAAAAUGCAGUUAUCACCGUCCCUGCUUACUUCAAUGACUCGCAGCGCCGAGCUACAAAAGAUGCGGGCAUCUCUGCUGGCCUAAAUGUGUUGCGUAUUAUGAACGAACCCAGUGCCGCUGCCAUUGAUUAUGGCCUUAACAAGAAGGCCGGUUGGAGUAGCCCGCGAAACGUGAUGAUAUUUGAUUUGGGUGGUGGCACCUUAGAUGUGUCAUUGCUUACCAUGAGCACUUCUGGUGACUUUGAAGUCAAAGCAACGGCUGGAGACACUCACCUUGGCGGCCAAGACUUCGAUAACAGAUUGGUGAACUACUGUGUUGAGGAAUUCAAGAGGGAGCAUAAAUUGGACGUUAGUGGAAAUAAGAGAGCUCUUAGGAGGAUAAAAAAUGAAUGUGAGAAGGCAAAGAAGAGACUUUCAUUUGAGUCUGACAUUGGCGUUGAAAUUGACUGUUUGUGUGAGAAUACUGAUUUCACCAUAACUUUUACUCGUGCCAUAUUUGAACAAGUAAACAUGGAUUUAUUCAUCAAGUGUAUGGAUCCAGUGGCAAAGUGUUUAAGGGAUGCUAGCAUGGACGUAAGCAGUAUCGACGAUGUUGUUCUUGCCGGUGGCUCUACUAGAAUUCCCAUUGUGCAACAGCUAUUACAGGAGUUUUUCAAGGGGAAGGAGCUGUGCAAGGGCGUUAAUCCGGAUGAGGCAGUGGCAUAUGGUGCCGCAGUUCAAGCGGCAGCCUUGACUGGGAAAGGAAAGGGGGAGUUUAUUCAGGACUACACUCUCAAGGACGUCACUCCUCUGCCACUUGGUGUGGAGGUAGCAGACAAGAAAUUCAUAAAGUUGAUUCCAAGAAACUCUCUAAUUCCCGCGAAGAAGAAAGUAAAAUGUUCUAUUAAAGUCCCUAAGGAUAACCAAGUUUUGACCACCUUCCGCAUGUAUGAGAGCGAGAGUAGAAUGCCAGCAAAUCUCAACUAUUUGGGUGAAUGCAGCCUCCGUUACAUUCCUCCAGCUCCCAAACUUGUUCAUAAUUUCGAUGUUUUCUUCGAAAUUGAUCCCGAUGGAAUCUUGAGUGUCUUCACUGAAGAUAAGUCCUCUGGCCAGAAGAAUGAGAUCAUAAUCAACCGUGACAGACCGAAGAACUUUAAGGGAACUGAGAGAGAGGUUAUGUUGUUUUAAGGUGAAAUCAUGUGUUUGUGAUCUACUUCAUCCACGGGAUACUUGCAGCCCCAAUAUUCCUUACCAACUAUGGCCGUCUA
Molecule: messenger RNA, 2999 nt
Organism: Prunus avium (sweet cherry)
Lineage: Eukaryota; Viridiplantae; Streptophyta; Magnoliopsida; Rosales; Rosaceae
Source: RefSeq, a predicted model, not a curated record